This is a messenger RNA of Aethina tumida (small hive beetle), 2136 nucleotides long. Its product is annotated as protein-associating with the carboxyl-terminal domain of ezrin. NCBI's taxonomy places the organism in Eukaryota, Metazoa, Arthropoda, Insecta, Coleoptera, Nitidulidae. The record is from RefSeq and is a predicted model, not a curated record. Gene Ontology annotation, biological process: protein phosphorylation. The coding region runs from base 68 to 1996 and encodes 642 amino acids. The transcript has 5 exons. Gene Ontology annotation, molecular function: ATP binding; protein kinase activity.
UUAUUGAAUUUGACGUAUCAAAGUUAACCUUACUUUUGAAGAGCAAUUACAAAAGUAAGGAAAAACUAUGGGAAAUGAUCAAUCCCAAUUUGCAGGGACUGAAAUUGAUGAAAAAGCAAUAGAAGUAUCAGAUUUUUGGACUCAACAUUCCGCUGUAAUAACAACACUUCCGAACGUCACAAAUUUGUCUGUGUUUAUUGGGGAACUUUUAGUAAGUGGUCCGCUAUGGAAGUCACAGACCCCUUUAGAGAAAAACAGUAAAAACUUGAUGAUAUACAGGCAUCCAUGCAUCUUAAAGUAUGUAUCAUCCUGGCAGAAAAGCUCCAAAUACUAUUUAGCUGUAGAAGACGUCAAACCUUUAGCACACGUAUUACCUUCAUUAAAUGAGCUGCAAAUAUGCAUUGGUUUACAUUCCAUUUUGAAGGCAUUAUGCUUUUUACAUGAGACUGCACAAGUUUCCCACAAUAAUGUGUGCAGUUCUUCAAUAUAUGUUGCGAGUGAUGGUAAUUGGAAACUGGGAGGAAUGGAAUAUUUGUGCAAAUUUAGUGAUAUAACCAGUGAUUUCUUGAAUAAAUCCAAAUCUAGUAGAUACAAUAAAGCCAUAGAUGAUAAUGAAGUGAAAAGUCUAGAGAUCAAAGCAAACAGAAGGGACACAAUAGAUGUGUAUGCUUUUGGAGUGCUUGUUUGUGAAUUGCUCAGGUCCAAAAAUGAAGAUACAGUGCCAUCAUUAUCAGAUUUCCUAACCCUCUGUAAAAAUGAAUUACAAAAUAGCAAUGUAACAUUGAGGCCAAAACUGAUUUCCCUUCUGAACCAUGAGUUCUUUAAUCACAAAUUUAUUGCAAUUCAUUCAUUCCUAAUUGAGUUACCUUUAAAGAGUGAUGAUGAAAGAACAGAGUUUUUCUCAAGUCUGCUAGAAAAAUUGAAGGAAUUCAAUGAGGUCACAGUGGCGAAAGAAUUGAGCAGUUUGUUGCUCUCAAGGAUGGUGUUAUUGAAUAAAACUGCAAACACUGAAUUGUUGCCUGUCUUGUUAACACCUAGGAAAGAUGGAGAUGAAGAUAAGUCAAAAGGUCUUUUCACAUUAGAUACUUUCAAAACCUAUGUUUCCCCAAAGUUAAAAAACAUAUUUUGCGUCAGGGAUGCUCAAAUUAGACUUUUACUUCUGAAUAAUUUCCAUAAUUUUGUAGAAACCUUCACCAAAGAGGAUAUACAGACGUGCAUUUUACCCGAGUUACUUCUGGGUAUAAAGGACACAAGCGACCACCUAGUUUCGGUGACGUUGCGAAGCCUGGCGGAUCUGGUGCCCCUUUUGGGUGCGGCCACCGUAAUCGGUGGCAAGAGGGCGAAGCUCUUCAACGACGGCAGACCGAUAACCCAUCCGGGAAGAAAGUUAUCGCGACCCGCAAAACGAUCCGAAUUCAUUCCCCCCGAGGCUGACCUCACGGCCACCGCUUCAAACAGUUCCAAUUCGUUGGUACAGUUGAAUUUCGGCGUGGACCUGUCCGAAAGGCAGAGGCCCGACGGCGAGGAGGGAGAAACGUCGACGGAGGAGAUCGAGCAGUCUGUCGACGAAGACUUGGACAAUUGGGAGGACUGGGAUAUUAACGAGGGCGGUCAUCAGAGUAUGAUGAAUUCGCUGAACGCUCAGAACGACGAACCCACAUCACACACGGAUUCGACCGCCGUUUCUAUGGAUUCGGAGCCGGUCGACUUGGAAAACGUUUCCAUUCAGAUAUCGAACAUGGAAAUUACUCGCAAGACUAAUCAGCAGCAAAUUGUUGAUAUCACAGAGCUUGAUAUCAAGAAUCAACUGGGGAAUGGAAAAAUGGAUGAGAUUGACUUCUUCCAGGAUAUGGAGCCUGUGAUUGAGAGUACAAACAAGUUUUUGGUCAGUGGAGAAGAUGGUGAGAAAAAGGAGAGUGAAGAAUUUAGUAGUAAACUAACACUGAGUGCCACUGAUGUUAAGGAGGAAGGAUGGGGUGAUGAUGAGUGGGAUUAAGUUCCGUUUUAAUUGUAUAUACAAAAUUAUUAUUCGUUUUAUUGUUCAUAUUCAUAUUCUGUUAUUUUUAUUAUAAUUGUUGAAUUGAUAAUUACAAAUUUGAGAUUCAAAUAUAAAUAAAUACAUAUUUAAAUUGAAAA